Molecule: messenger RNA, 291 nt
Organism: Necator americanus (New World hookworm)
Lineage: Eukaryota; Metazoa; Nematoda; Chromadorea; Rhabditida; Ancylostomatidae
Exons: 2
Coding region: 1-291 (96 amino acids)
Source: RefSeq, a predicted model, not a curated record
AUGGGACAGAUGGAGGCAUGUGAAACUGUCUUGCAUGUUCUCGUCUAUCUAACGAUGCAUCUAAUUGCGCCAAUGUCGGCGAGUCCAUCGUCGUCACACGUCCGCAAUCCAUCCAACACAGCUCAAAUAGGCAGCAGAAGCUGCUCCAACUGCACAAUCGCAGGCAUGUUGCUGAUUGCCCGUGUUCUAUCACUCUUGUUAAGGUAUGUGGUUGGAGCGACAGGAUCACAAAGUGUUUCGUUUCACACGCUUUCUUCUGGACUACUGGACUACUGGGGGAAAUGGUCAUAG